GCUGUUUCCACCCGGACAUAUUUUGCAGUGCAGGCACAUGGUGGAUUCCAGCCGCUAUAAAUGAACUGCAGUAUGUUCUGAGAUUGGCCCGUUAAAACACUGCCGUUAUAAUUUAGCUUUACUCUGAGGAAUUUCAGCAUAACCAGACCCUCCUCUACACAGCAGCAUGUUCACCAAAGCGUUCCGAGUGAAGUCCAAUACAGUAAUGAAGGGGUCGGACAGGAGGAAGCUGAGAGCCGACAUCUCUGCUGCUUUCCCAUCCCUCUCUGCAGACGACCUGAAUGAACUCGUACCGAACAAAGAAGAACUGAACGUUGUGAAGAUUUAUGCACAUAAAGGAGAGGCUGUUACUCUGUAUGUCAUCCAUAAGAACCCCAUGUUCUUUCAGAUGGAGAAACAGCUCUAUCCUACAGUGUACACACUUUGGCGAUAUCCUGAUAUGUUGGCAGCUUUCACUACAUGGGCUCCGGUAGUGCAGAAGUUAAUGGGUGGAGCAGAUCUCAUGCUCCCCGGGGUGGUGGUGUCCUCUGCUGGUCUGCCUGAUGUAAAGAAGGGGGACUGCUGUGCUGUUAAUAUAGUGUCCAACAGGGCUCCGGUUGCUGUGGGCACAGCUGCCAUGUCAAGCAGUGACAUGAGGAGUAGCGGGAUGAAGGGGAAAGGACUGAAUGUAUUACACACAUACAUGGACCAGCUGUGGGCUUUUGGUGACAAGACUGCUCCUCCUAUCAUACCGGUCACUGACACUUCAGUACAGGCUGAUGGAGAGAUGGACGGAGUGGAAUGUGGGGAAGAAGAAGAGGAAGAGGUGAUGAAAAACGAGGGGGAGGAUAGUGAAGGACAGAAUGGCUCUGAGAUAGCUGCUGUGGAAUCGUCUUGUCAAGGCCUGCAGGACCUCAGCCUCAGCAAGCAAGAGAAAGAGGAGGAGCAGAGAUUACACGAAGAGGAGGAGGAGGUGGAGGAGGAGGACUCUAGAUCACCACAAGAGCAGAUGGAUUCUCUGUUGUAUCAGUGUUUCCUUCACGCCCUGAAAACUAAACUGAAGAAGUCUGAGCUCCCCCUGCUGACCGGCACCUUCCUCCGCAAGCACAUGGUCUCCUGCUGUCCUAAAGGAAAGCACAUUGACAUCAAAAAGUCCAGCUAUAAGAAGUUUUCAAAGUUUCUGCAGACCAUGCAGAAGGAGCACAGUCUGGUUCAAGUAAAGGAGUUGAGUAAAGGAGUGGACAGCAUUGUGGAAGUUGACUGGAAGAACUCUGCGAUACGUUCCUUCUGCGUCCCAGAAGACUGGGAGCCAUCAGAGGAAAGUGGGGAGCAAGGAGAAAGCUGUGAGGUGGUCUAUCACCCCCCUGAAAUCACCCCCCUUUAUGUGGUCACUGCACGUCUUCAGCCACUCUUCCAGGACACUCAUCAAAAAAAAGGUGCUGUUCUUCAAGCUAGUGAAGUGAGGACCAUCAUCACAGAUUAUGUGAAAAGAAAUGAGCUCGUCCACGAAACCAACAAAAGUUAUGUAAAAAUUAACCCUAUACUGUGCGACUGCCUACUGGAGAAGUCUGAGUACCAGGAUGUGGAGGUGUUGAAAUGGGAUGACCUGUUUAGCAGGACUUUGAACAAGAUGCAGGCUUGCCAUCAGUUGCUGUUCCCAGGCCAGCCUCCUGUAGUCAAGAAAGGGCAGGUGGAACCCAUAGACGUCUCUGUGGCCUCCAGAGGUUCAAAUAAGAAGGUUACGAUAAUAAAAAACCUGGAGGGCUUUGGAAUAGACCCAGCUAUGGUAUCAGACACCCUGCAGCGUGUGGUCCAGGCUAGCGCCAAUCUCCACGACGUCCCUGGAGCCAAAGACCGGCAGCUGGUGCAAAUCCAGGGAAACCAGGUGCAACACGUUGGCAGACUGCUUCUAGAACAAUAUCAAAUUCCGCGCAGAUUCAUCCAAGGUUUGGACAAAGCUGCCAAAGCAGGCAAGAAGAAAUAGCACACGUCUCACACCAGUGACUGUAUAUUACUGUAACAUAGACGAGAACUACAGGCCCAUAUUCAUUAUUUGUAUAAAACACUACUCCAUGCCUCCAUGCUGCAUGUGCUCAAAUCAAUUGAAUUUAAUGUAGUGUCACUUUCAACCAUGAAAUAAAAGCCUAAAAACCCAUUUAUUUUUA
Molecule: messenger RNA, 2144 nt
Organism: Astyanax mexicanus (Mexican tetra)
Lineage: Eukaryota; Metazoa; Chordata; Actinopteri; Characiformes; Acestrorhamphidae
Gene: eif2d
Product: eukaryotic translation initiation factor 2D
Exons: 15
Coding region: 167-1963 (598 amino acids)
Biological process (GO): formation of translation preinitiation complex; translational initiation
Molecular function (GO): RNA binding; translation initiation factor activity
Source: RefSeq, a predicted model, not a curated record